This is a messenger RNA of Candidula unifasciata, 516 nucleotides long. Lineage: Eukaryota; Metazoa; Mollusca; Gastropoda; Stylommatophora; Geomitridae. The record is from the annotation of a GenBank genome assembly.
AUGUCUGUCGUAAAUGGUCUAAAAUCUGUAUUGAUGAUUACACCAGAGAGGGAAGAGCUGCAACAUAACCUGCAAAAGAUGGAGCAGUUUGAGGAGAAACUCAACGAGGAGUUGGUCGUCUUGAGACAGAAAGUUGUGGACAUGGAGAAAGAACUAGAAGUUUAUUCAGACCUUGAUAAACUGAGAUCAGAGGCUGAUGCCAAGAAACAGAAACUUCUAGAUGACAGAAUCAUCCUCCAAGAAAGGAGAGAGAACUUCAAGAAGCUGAUUCAAGCUCUGACUGUUAGAUAUGAAGGUCUCAAAGUCCAGCUGAAUGAGAAUGAGACAUAUUCACAGCUGGUCAAUCUUGAAAAGAAAUUGCAGCAUCUUGAACAGAAUAACUUCUCAAUGAAAGAGUUCAUUUCCCAGCGAACCAUGGACUGUGAUUUUGGCAAGAUGAGAAAGACUGUGUAUCACACAAUCAAUGAUCUCAAUGCCAUGCUCCAAGACCAGAUGGCCAAGAGAAGGACCUACUAA